ACUGCCAGGCAGGCGCAUUGGGCUAUGGCCAUUUCAAUAGCUGGCACGUAGGACCUGAUUAAAAGGGCUCUACGUAUGGGAUAUAUCAGAGUAUAGGUAACACAGAAAUUAUGUUUAAAUGUACACUUCAUCAAGGCAGACCUUUAUACUAUGUGUAGGUAAUAUGGAUUUUAGUAUUUAUUAUAGCUUCGUUAACUAUUUUUUGGUGUAUUAGCUAUACAGUUUUAUAUUUCAUCGCAGAGGUCCCGUUAUAGUAUGAAUCCAUGCAAAUGCCUAGAAUGCUCUAUUGCGAGCUGUGGAUAUUUUCAGCCUUAGUGACAACUAAAAUGUUCUGAUUUUCUACAAAAAGAAAACAAAAAAUUCCCCUGGUUAAGAAAUUUUGUAUUUUGGUGGAAAGAGAUUCAAUAAAGAAAAACGCGGGAAAAUUAUCGUAUUUUGUUUUAAUGUAAAUAAAAAAGUUAGUGUAGUGUACAAUUAUUUUUGCACAUUAAACUUACAAGGUCAAAUGGCAGCAGACGCGAAGAACGCGGGCUUCUGGGAAUGAGCAGUGAGACGGUGUACGUCGCCAUAGGCAUCGCCUGUGUUGUCGCCGUCCUGCUGUUCAUCGUCUUUAUUAUCUACUGUGUGAAACGUCACAAUGACAAACUGUACAACAGGCAGGCCAGGGAGCGGCGACAAAGGGAGGAGAGACAUAGGCGUCACCUUAUGAUGGGCCACUUAGUGAGGCCUCCACCUUAUGAUCCCAACGCUCCCUCGCUCACACUUCCCUUCAAUCGGGACCUGCCUUUCUCACCUCCGCCUGCCUAUAAAGAGGUGGCCACCCCCAUGCCGAGAAAUGGGACCAUUGUGGGACUUGGUGACCUACCUUACGGUCCUCCAGUUUACGAUUAUCCCAACGAUGACGUCAUACCAACAGUGUCCAGCCGAGUGCCUAAUAGUUACUACAACAGUUACCGUGGAAACGGGUACGACUACAGCAACAACAGGACCACCAACAUGAACCGCAUUAACUCACUGCAUGUGAGGCCGUUGACCAGCCCCUCCGCCCCGAUGAUCGUCCUCCCCCCAGAGACCAACAGGGAUCGCCCCACAUACUUCAGCGACAGCCAAAACAGGGAAAUAACUCUUGCGAACAGGCGAGAAGUGACUGGUGAGAAUAAUCGCAACGUGGUCAGGCAAUCUGGGGAUGAUACCCACGACCAGAGGGGCCAACAGCGUAGCGACGUGUCCUCCCAGUUGUCUUUCAGUCCCGAAGCGGUCCUAGCCCACAGCUACAACAGCGGGGGUGGCCCACCUUCGUCAAGAGUCCACAGGGAUUCUAACAACAACGCAGGCUACUCAACAUCUCGUUCGGUGUAUAACUCUUCUGCGCCUGCUCCACCAAAUACUUUGAGCGGAAAUGCUUUAUCUUCGCUUCAGAGGAGAUAAAUCUUUGCAAAGACUUCUGACACAUUUCAACGAAAAUUUAUGCAAUGAAAGACAUGACCCCAUAAUAAUAUGAUCUAGAAGUAGAAUACAUUAUAUUUCUCAGAAGAAAAAAAAAAGCGAUAAGUUAACAUCACCUCUACUCGGAAGUUGUGAUGAAAUUACACAGACCUAUAUAGCUCUAUGUGUAAUUAGGCCUAUUUAUUAUUAUUUUAAUAUGUGUGUGCAUUACUUUCAGAAAUCCACUUUCACAAUUGCAGAAACUUCUUAAAGGCUUUUGAAUGUUAAAUCUGUUUCAAAAUUCAGCGUGCACCAAACAAGGCCAGUCUUGAAUGUCUGUAAGAAUGAUCUCAAAAUGUCGGAGCUGCACAGGUGCCAUUAACCCUUUAAGUGCUGAGCUGUUUUACAGUGAGUGCAAACAAAAUGGAAUUACAAUUCUGAUGUUUAGAGGCUAAACUACCACACGCGUUUUAAGGGUUAACGUCUGGACAAAUUUUCUGUUGUCUCAAAGUCGGAUGGUUUUCCAUGAUUUAAAAAAAAAACUUCAACUCUUAUUUUAUAUGUACACCAUGCAAAGCACUGUUGUUGUAUUUUUCAAUAUGUAUAGGAAGAUAAGCACUAUUAUUUUAGGUACUCGAAAAAAACAACAUAUUCUUUGCAUUGAAAAGCAAUGUAGAUGAUGGGCAUACCAAGAUUGUUUCGAAUUCUACAGAACCUAGACCUACGCACAGACCAAAAUAUUUUUACAGUAUUAUAAAGUUUUAGAGGUGGAGACGUUGGAGAUCUUUCAACUUCAAAAUCGUUAAUGUGAGUUACAUUUCACAACUUGGCUUAGUGUAGGCUAUAUGCAAGAAUUCAUUUGCGAAAAGAACAGACAGAUUUAUAAGCAGUAAUGUAAUUUAGUUGAUGUGUUGUUUUUUUGUGUGCACAUAGGCCCCUAUAAUUUUUAAAUUAACACAAAUUUCAGUCGACACACACGUAAUAGAUUUUUCCUCGUCUAACUCAUUCUGAAAACAUUCCACGCGUUCAAUUUUUUUUUAAUCAAUAAUAGACAUUUAAUAGAUCCAUUUUGUUGUUUAAUACUUUUAAUUUUGCGCGCGCGCGCACACACACACACAAACACACACACACUUACUUACUUGUAAGGUAUAGAAAUGGCAAAAUAUUUAGGUGACAGCUUAGAUUUCGUAUCCAAGUGAACUCGCGCACUCUUCCUUAACACUCGUAUUCGCAGACGAUGCGUAUUAGUAUCAGUGAAAAGAAAAACAUAAAAAAUACUUUAAAAAAACAAAAACAAAGCUUAUUUAAGUGUAAUUGUAUCAAUUAGUUUGGAUCAGGCAUGUAAUUAUAUGUACGAAUGACCUAGACAUAUAAACACUAGCGGAUCCAGAACUUUGGAGUGGGGGGGGGAGCGAUUUUUUUCGGUUAAAAUAUCAAUAACAAGUUUUAAUUAUAUAGAUAUUUAAUUGAUUAUGUUGACAAGCUGUGAUUUCUACAAAUAAUUUGGACCGCCCCCCCACUCGAAAGUUUAUGGUGAGGGUGGGGGGUGCGGAAUUGAUGCCAUCGCCACCUCCCCAUCCUACCAACUCGGCCAACAUACUAGAGAGGGGCGAAAUAAUCUAAAAAUAGGUUGAAAUAUAAAUAAUUAGUAUACAUUAUUAACAAAACUAAUAAAUUCGUAUACACAUUGUGUGAUGUCUUUACCAAAAUUCGUCCUCCCCCCUCCCUUCGGGUCGAGUGGGGGGCUCGAUCUCUCCUACUGCCCGCCCUGGAUCCGCCAGUGCAUAUAAAUUUGUGAGAUAGAAAUAUUUUUACCACUUGUUUUUGUUUCUCAGUGCGCUAUGAUUCCUUGUCUGGACAGUUGUGAAAGAGGGAGGGAAGAAGGGGGUAUCUUGGUGAAUGUUUACAUGAUCGUUUUUUAAAUGUAUACAAAAAAAAUGUUCACUCAGGGCUCAAGAUUCCUCAAGGGGACUAAGUCAACGUAUGCCACCACAUCUGUCAAGUCCUUUGUUCAAGAUACCAAACAAAAUAAUUAAUUACCAAUAGCUAAUUAACUAAUAGGUUAUUUCUAAAUUGAUUCUUGUGUUGUCAGGUACAAGAAAUAAUUGUGCAAAAAUUCAGCUUAGGCCUAAUCCGAGAUUGGGUGUGGGAGAAAUAACGUGUACAAAUUUUUUUACAAUACAGACGGACAGAGUGCGUUGAUAUAAACUUUGUAAAAAAAAAAGAAAGAAAGAAAGAGAGAGAGAGAGAGAGAGAGAGAGAGAAUACGAUAUGACAGAAACUUAAAAUAUAUUUAGUAUUAAACAAGACGAGUCAAGCUUCCAUUCAAUCUCUUAUUGUCAGGUUCGUUUGAAUUAUCUUGCGUGUUCAGUAAGACUUCUUGCAGUGAGUUCACAGCACCAUGGUAAAUUAACCGAAAGAAGUUGGAACUCUCUAACCAGACGGGUAGACUCCGGAAUCAUGUUGGCGAAGAAGUAUUAAAAUGUCUUCUUCAAAUAGCAUUUGAAAUUCGUCUUGAUGAAGACACAUUUGGCGAAUAUUAAAUAAUACAUAUCUACUUACAAGAUGAAACACCGUCAUUAAUUAAAAUAUUUAUUGUAUUUUUUUUGGGAGGGGGGAGGGGGUAUUUCAUUAUGAAUUAAUUACGAAUCGAAGACAUUUAAUUUAAAAUUACAACAAUGAAAAUACGACAUAAUAUUUGCCAAUGAAACUAAAAACAAAUCGCGUAACAUUUGUUAACACACCACACAGUUGGGAAAUGAGAUGAAUAUAAGUUGACGAAUUAUUGAUUUACAAACUUAGAUCUAUACUUUUUUUCUUUUGUAUCAUGACAAUUUUUAAAGGUCAUGGAUUCAUUAUUGUAAUUCAGUUUUUGUUGAUUAUUAUUUUUAAACAACUGUGAUGUUAAUUUCUUUUCUGUACUAAAAAUUCAAAUUAAAAGUAGAUCUGUUGUUUCGCUAAAGAAAGUCUUUCAAAGUGUAUAAAGAAAAAAUAAUUCGAAAAUACAUGCACUCCACAAGCACGGCAUUCUGUGACAGGGUCGCUAGUGACGAAAACCAAUUAGUGAUAUCUAUGUUCAGAACUUUUGUGUCAUCAGUUCGCAGCAUUUUUUUUUUCAGCUAUUAUCGAGAUCACUAUUGCAAGCUGCCCAAGGGUCAUGUAAAAGCCAAGAGAUGGACUGUUUGUCCAAGGCUAUGUGAGAGGCAUGACGUAGGAAGCAUUUUAUAGGCAGUGUAGUUUUUAUCACCACUAAAGAUACAAAAUGGAUGAAGAAAAUAUGACGUUUAUUAGACACAAAAAAGUUUUUUUUUUUUUUUUUUAAUUUGUGAUUACAUAUUAUACAACGCCAAAAUGAUUGAUUCUCAAAUACAUGAAAGACAUCAUCAGAACGAUUCACAAAAUGGCAUCAACAUGAUCAUUUAAUGGUAAUGUACAUGGUAUUAAGUGGCGUUCUAUCUCCAUGAAAACAAUUUUACCAGAAAUAACCCCAACUUUCAGCAACUAUACCAUGGAGACCUUAAACGUAGUUCAAAGUUAACAUUAAAGAUAUGGGUAAAAAAACAUGGUAAAAUUUAGGAAAAUUUUUUUUUGUGGUCAGAUAAAAAACCCAACAUUUUCACUAAAAUUAAAAUUAAGUGCUUUAAACUUGGAUUUAUUCAUUCAUAGAGAAUUAUAGCACUGUUAAAGACUAAUGUUGUUAUAUCAACUUAAUAACUAAUAAUUCAUAACAGGUGGACGGUGUUUUAACACAACAGGAUAAUUAUGCAAGGCUUUUGAAACCUAUCUGACGACUAAGCAUGUACAAACCGUCAAGUAAGCAAGUCAAAUAGCCGAACUGUAUAUAUAAUGUAAAAGUAUAUAUGCUCAGUUGAUAAAAGCAACAAUGAAAAUUAAAAAAAAACUGCAGUUCUAUAUCAUGUGUUAUAUUUUUGUUUCUUGAGAUUCAGUUUAUAUCUUGAAAUAAAUAAAAUCAAUCUCUUUAUUCUGUU
This is a messenger RNA of Biomphalaria glabrata, 5414 nucleotides long. RefSeq lists its product as uncharacterized. The transcript is spliced from 4 exons. NCBI's taxonomy places the organism in Eukaryota, Metazoa, Mollusca, Gastropoda, Planorbidae. The coding region runs from base 541 to 1428 and encodes 295 amino acids. The record is from RefSeq and is a predicted model, not a curated record.